UUGUUUACUUGUUAGUUUAUAACAAUCUGUUGUAUCUAAUUACUGAUGUUCUACCGUUGACCUGUUCAACUGCCCUUAUCACGUCUCCCAGGGUUGAAUGUUAUGGUUAACGUUGAUACCAGACUGGAUUCGAGGACACGCUGAUAAUGUAUCCGUGAGUCUGUGACACUGUGUGAUUCCGUAGCAGGUGAUGUUGUGACUUCAAGCUCCCUACAAGCCUCUCGGGCUGGUGUUUACAGAACAUUCGGUGCUAUUGUGAAGAGGCAUAGACAUUUUCUCUGAUUCUGUUCUGGAGGCGUCUCCCUGAAUUGUUGCAUUAGAUCGACUUUAUCUGUUAACCUGGAAUUCCCGUAACAAUAGCCUACUGGGCUUAUGUGUGUUGAUGAAGUGAAUGACCAUAGGGCGAGGCAUGAAUGACAGAGAAUUGGGUGAGUGAGCUCCCCAUACCCGGACUUUGCUGUAGUAUAGAGACACAGGUGUCUCUGUCACACAGGUGGCAAAUCAGGAAAAGCAAGAAAGGGGUGUUUCAACCCGGACCUGUGGGAGGAGUAAACUAGACGAGAAAUAUUGUAUGAUUCGUUUACUUCCUCGUUCCUCGUCCUAUAGUGGCAAAAGUCACGUCUCCAGCUGGUGAACAUUUUAAAGAUAUUGACGGCAACUAAGGGUGCAGUUGAAACGCUCGAACAUCUUGAGAAUGGCUCUAGCAGGCUCGGACUCCAUGGAAGAAGGAAAAGGCGAGACGUUUCUACUUAAAGCCAUCAAAAUAGGUGGUGUGGUCGUACUUUAUUGGUUCAUUUCAAUAACCAUGGUGUUCUUAAAUAACUACUUGCUAGACAGUAAAGAUUUGGACGCGCCGCUAUUUGUGACAUUUUACCAGUGCCUUGUGACUGUCGGACUGUGCUAUGGCAUGCACUUGCUAUCCCACUUAUGUCCGGGUGUCAUCGACUUCCCCUCCGUCAAGUUCGACCUAAAGGUAUGCCGGGAGGUUCUACCCCUGUCCAUCGUGUUCAUUGGAAUGAUAACCUUCAACAACUUGUGCCUGAAGCAUGUAGGGGUGGCCUUCUACACUGUCGGCAGGUCACUCAGCACAGUCUUCAACGUUCUACUCUCCUACGUGAUCCUCAAGCAAACGACGUCCUUCUACGCCAUCCUGUGUUGUGGAAUUAUUCUAGGUGGAUUCUGGUUGGGUGUGGACCAGGAAGGUGUGGCGGGCUCCCUGUCGUGGACGGGUGUGUUUUUCGGUGUGCUGGCCAGCGCCUGCGUCCUCAACGCCAUCUUCACCAAGCGGGUCAUGCCGGCGGUAGACGGAAACAUCUGGAAGCUCUCCUUCUACAACAACAUCAACGCAUGCAUCCUCUUCCUCCCACUCAUCCUCGUCUUCGGUGAGGUCGGCCACCUCGUCCAUUUCAGCCGCCUGGGUGACCCUACGUUCUGGGGCAUGAUGACGCUGGGCGGCGUGUUCGGUUUCGCCAUCGGCUAUGUGACGGGCCUCCAAAUCAAGUUCACGAGUCCGCUGACGCACAACGUGUCGGGGACGGCCAAGGCCUGCGCUCAGACGGUCAUCGCUGUGGUCUAUAACCAGUCCAGUAAAAGUUUCCUGUGGUGGACUAGUAACCUGAUGGUCCUUGGCGGGUCUUCUGCCUACACCUGGGUCAAAGGCAUGGAGAUGAAGAAGGUCCAUAUUCCCCAGGAGGAGUCCAAAGAGAAACUGCUAGGGGAGAAGAGUGAUGCCGGGGUAUAGUGGGACUAGGAUGACCUUCCACCAUGGUGGUGGUGGUGACCCGGGGGUAUAACGGGAUGAGGAUGACCUUCUGCCAUGGUGGUGGUGGUGACUGUGACCCACUGGUGACAGAAGACAAUGUAAACACUAAGGCCUAACCACGGAGUUGUUUCUACAGCGAUGUUAUGUUGGAACAGUUGGGCUGUGUGCUGUCAAUAUAAAUGAAUGUUACUAUAGUAACACAGAGGUGUAGGAAGGCUACGGGGUUGUUUUGUUACUCAGUGGGACCUUAUUGUUUUAUCAUUUCCUUAGGUUAUUUUGUCCAAUUCUGUUAUUUAUUCAGUGUGUGGGGGGGGGGUCAUGAAUUAUAACCUAAAUCAUUACUGUCUCUUCUUUCAGAACAUUAUUCAUAUGUUUGUAGGAUAGUAUCUAAAUCAAGUGACUUUCCUGUUAGCUUGUAUGUGUCAUCAGGAAUGUGAUGCAAAACUGCAAUAUGACACGGCGAAAGACAGUUUUAUGGCAAGUGGGGCUCUUUAUGUUGGGUAUACAGUUUGCAUAUGGAGGGUGGAGACCGACUAAGGCGGAAAAGGGGGAGGUCAAAAGGGGGGUGAGUGUAACGGAUGUGAAACGGCUAGCUUAGUUAGCUGUGGUGUGCGCUAAAUAGCGUUUCAAUCGGUGACGUCACUUGCUCUGAGACUGUAAUAGCUCACCUUAGUUAAUGAAGUGAUUAAGCCAGUGCUGGUUUUAUGGACCGCUUUACGUUAUAUCUUUGAAGCAGAGACACUGUAGGUGAUAAAAGUGAAAACCGUCAAAGAGAUGGUUGAUUCUCUCUGGCUUCAGUAGAGGCACUACAAUUUGAAUAAUUGACAACAAAGGAUGUAAUCUGAACUGUUUAUCCCCUGAGAUGGAGAUUUUCUAUGGCUGUUUAUUUUGUGUGUUUUGUCUUGAAAAGUAACAGACUAUAGAAGGAAUGUUAAAGAUAAUGUCUGUGUUGAUGUAUUGUCUGUGUCAUGAAACUUCAAUCAUGAAGGAAGACUGUUGGGUAACCGGCCAAGUGGCCUGCGGUGGCCUGCGGGAGCAUCGUCAUUAUGAUGUCAUAACUCCUUCCUGUCUCAGUGCCGGGUUGAGACCCUGCACUCUAAAACACCCUCCUUUCCUAAAGUCCUCUCUGCUUGUCCUCUUCUGUAGUGUCAUCAUUUUCAGACCAAUGAGAUAUAAGGAAAUGGGACACGAGAAAAUAAUUUACAUAGAAAGACUGGCUGGUGAUCUGAGAGAUCCUAAAAUGUGGGUCUCUCAGAUUUCAGGUUUUGCUUCUGCGUCCACUUGAUACACAGUCUGUUUUUCUUCUAUAUAUUUGUUGCUCAGGGUUUGUAGUGCGUUGGAAGAUACCGGACAUGGGAUUUCAGAGCUGGUUAGCCGACAUAGACGGGUAUUCUCCAGAUUGCGUUUUUAAGAAAAGAUGCAGAUUUAUUUUAGAAAAUAUAUAGUUAUUCAGUGAUUGUGACUUUUUUUUAUGUGUACUUCAGAAAAAUAAAUGGACAUUCUGUUAAUCA
Messenger RNA from Oncorhynchus tshawytscha (Chinook salmon), 3273 nucleotides. Its product is annotated as GDP-fucose transporter 1-like. NCBI's taxonomy places the organism in Eukaryota, Metazoa, Chordata, Actinopteri, Salmoniformes, Salmonidae. Gene Ontology annotation, cellular component: Golgi apparatus. Gene Ontology annotation, molecular function: antiporter activity. Gene Ontology annotation, biological process: protein O-linked glycosylation via fucose; GDP-fucose import into Golgi lumen. The record is from RefSeq and is a predicted model, not a curated record.